Branchiostoma belcheri (Belcher's lancelet) is the source of this 6014-nucleotide messenger RNA. RefSeq names its product ninein-like protein. Bases 210 to 4946 code for a protein of 1578 amino acids. NCBI's taxonomy places the organism in Eukaryota, Metazoa, Chordata, Leptocardii, Amphioxiformes, Branchiostomatidae. Gene Ontology annotation, cellular component: centrosome. Gene Ontology annotation, molecular function: calcium ion binding. The record is from RefSeq and is a predicted model, not a curated record. Gene Ontology annotation, biological process: microtubule anchoring at centrosome. The transcript is spliced from 30 exons.
GAUGCGGUACGGCGUCCUCAGCUUGAAAUCCUGCAGCUGGAAACUCCGUGCAGCCAACACCUCACCGCCGUGUACGGCCAACAAGUUACUCCACAGGGCUGUGCUACCUCCUCUGUACAAGACCUGGGGUCUCAACCCCUUGUGCCCGUAUCCUAGGGGGGACUGGCACAGAUUUCUUGCCUUCUGAGACCAUGAAAAGAUAACACAUUAUGGAUGAGGGUGAGCAGGAUGUGUAUGUAGCCCAGCUGAAGGAGGUGUUUGACAGCUGUGACACCACCGGUACUGGUUACCUGGACAGGGCGGAGUUACGGGAGCUGUGCCACCGCCUGCAGCUGGAUGACCAGGCAGACAACCUCACCAAACAACUGCUGGGCAAGGACCCAAAUAACAGGGUCAGCUUUGAUGAGUUUAAGGAGGGGUUUGUUGCCGUGCUGUCUCACUCUGUGGAUGAACUGGACACUACUGAAGAGGACUUCAGUCUCAUCGAGGACAUCGUACCAGAGGAGGUGGAACCUAAGUAUGUCAAGGGAAAGAAAAAAUAUGGCCGCCGUUCCAAGCCUGACUUUCUAGACUCAGAGGACGACGUUUCGCGCUCAGAAAGCCACCCAACUCCUGCCAAGAAAGUCCGGGAGGAGAGGCGUACCACUCUACGAGAAAGGACAUCUUCUAUGGCCAGUAUACAAAGCCUUGAGUCUGACGACGGUAAAAAGAAGCCGCCCUCUACUGGAGACAGUGACAAGGAACACGAGAGAACAUUCGAGGCUGAGGGGACAGGUCUGCUUAAGACCGGCACCAUGGACGAUGCGUACACCCCGUCACGAGGGGCGAUGAUGAGCCCCACAGAUGAGGACAGACAGGAGGAGAUCCGGCAGAUCUGGGAGGAGCUGGGCGUGGGGCACAGCGGCUUCCUCAACAAGGCAGAACUGGACCUGGUCUGUAAACACAUCGGACUGGACGAGAUGAACGAUGAGGAGCUGUCCCACCUGUUCCAGACUCUGGACAAGGAUGGGGAUGGGAAGAUCAGCCUCCAGGAGCUCCUGAACGGGCUCUUUAAGUACAGCUCCUCCCCUUCCCCGACCCCCUCCCCCACACGGGGUCUGAUGGCUGCAGAGAGGCGCAGACUGGCACGGAGCAUGACCUUGGACGAGUCGCUGGCCAGAGUCGCCACGCCGCUGGUCGGCAUCAACCUGUUCUCUGCACUGGACUCAGAAGGAACUGGGUAUGUUCAGGCAGAAGAGAUAGUGAACCUGUGGCAGGAGGAGGGCAUACAGAGUCCCAUGGAGGUGCUGGAGGAUCUUGGGUUUGAGCUGGGAGGAAAGGUUAACAUUACAGAGCUGAGUAUGGAGUUAGAACAUGAGCUCUAUGCCAUUCCUGAUGACAACAAGGUAUACCAUGCUGCACUGACAUCCUACAGGAGCGAGAUCAGGCAUCUCAAGUCUGACCUUGACCAAGCCUACAAGGAGAGAGACAAGGUUCAGGGUGACCUUGAGGCGGCAAACCUGCGCGUCAACAAGCUGGUGCAGGAGGUGGAUGAUCGGCAUGCUGGGAUGGAGAGGACCAGUGAGAACAGACUCAGGACCACAGAGAAGAGAUAUGAGGAGAAGAUUGAGCGUCUGCAGGCAGAGAUCCAGAAGGAGCGGGAGUUCAUCACCCAGCAGGCUGCCAAACAGAAGGGCAAGUUAGAACACGAGAUCGACAAUCUACUGGAGGAGCAGAAACGGCUACAUGAAAAACUCAGCAUCGCCCACCAGGAGAGAGGAGACCUGGAGAAGGAGCUGCUGGAGAUGACAGAACGUCUGGUGGAGCUGCAGAAAACCAACGACAGACUCAGCAAGGACAACGAGGCCUACUCAGAUCUACAGCUCAGGUUUGCAGAUAUUGAAUCUCGUCGUGACUCCUUGAAGAUGCAGCAGGAAGUGGACAUUGUGCAGCACAUCAAGGACCUGGAGGCCAUCAACAGGGAGCUCCGAGACAAAAAUGACGAGCUGGUUCUGGAGAUCGAGGAGCUGCGCAGUCAGCUGACAGGGAGACAUGUCCGUCGUCGUGGAAACAAAGACAAGGUGGGGCGUACGGGCUCCAUCCUGUCAGACUACCAGAAACCCACCGUGGUCAGGAGGAGAGGGAAGCACACCACAUCCUCAGAUAACGAGUCUGAGACUGAUGAAGGCCCGUCGGGAAGAACAAAGCGAAGACUUCCAACUCCCAAGAGGGACACCACCUCAUCACAGGAGGAUGACGGUUCUCGACUUUCCGCCUCUCCCAACCAGCUCACACCAGCUCACUCCCCCUCCCGCGUUCUCCAUGCUGAAAAUGUGUCUGAGUUGCGUGACCAGUUUGAGCGUGAGCGGAGAGAAAUCGAGCAGGCGUACAAGUUUGAGAUUGCUGAGUUGGAAGAGAAGAAGGCGGAGCUGGAGAAAGGCCUUGUGGAGCUCCAAGAGAAACAUGAAAGUGAGAAAAACGAAAUGGAGCAAAAAUUUGCGCUCGACAAGGCCGGUCUACGGGACCGCUUGGAGGCUGAGUUUAAGGAAGACCUGGAGAUCCGGAUUGCAGAGACUCGGACUCAGCUGCUCAAGGAGAAGGACAUGGGUGCCUCAGAGCUGAUGACCCAACACGCCACAGAACUUCAGACCAAGCUGGAGGACCAGCGCCGAGACCUGGAGCAGAAGUUUGACAAGGAGAAGUCCAACAUGGAGCAGAAGCACCACCUGGAGGUCAACGCCCUGCAGGCCGGCUUCGACAAGGAGGUGAACGAGAUGAUCAACAGUCAUCGCAAGGAGAUGGAACAGCUGGAGAACAAGCACAGGAAAGAGAAGGAAGCUGUGCAAGAAGCAAAGGAAGACAUGGAGAAGAAGUUUGCACGGGAGAAGAAGGAACUCAGCAAAAACUCCGAAAGGGACAGGCAGAACCUCAUGAACACCCUGGACAAGGACAAGGCUGAGCUGUGCCAGACGUACACCCAGGAGAGAAACCAGAUGGAGCAGCAGUUCCAGACAGAGAUGCAGGCUCUGCAGAAGCAGCACCAGAAGGAGCUGGACACCCUGAGGAAGAACUUUGAGCUGGAGAAGGUGCAGCUGGAGAAAUCUGUGUCCUCAGACACCAGGGAAAAGGUCGAAGCAGAGUUUGCUAAACAGAUGGAACGACUGACAAAGGGAUUUGAGGAAGAAAGGGAAAAAAUUGCCAGUGAGCAGGAUAAACUGGCCAAGAGGUCCAGGCAGCUCGAGCAGCAAGUUGGAGACAAGGAAAGAGAAAAGGAAAAAGAGAAAGAAGGAGGGAAGCAGCUGAAAAGCAAAGUUGAUGACUUGAACAAACAAGUAACCUCUCUGAAGAAAGAGAAAGAGAAGGCUGAGGCAGAGUUCAGGAAAGAGAAGGAAAAGCUGACCAGAGGCUUUGAGGAUGAACGAAAAAAGUUGAACCAGGAAAGAGAGAAGGUCGAAAAGCGAGCGACCAAAGAGAAGGAUGACCUGCAGAAAAGAGUGGCCAAGUUAGAGGACCAGCUGGACAGCAAGGAGCAAGAGAAGGAGAGAGAGAAGCAUGAAGGAAAGCAGCAGAAGACUAAAGUUGAAGAACUGAAGAGUGAGACAUCAGCUCUCCAGCAACAGCUCAACAGCCUACAGAGGGAGAAGGACAGGGCUGAGGCGGAACACAAUCGGGAGGUGGAAAAGCUGCAGAAAACGUUUGACCGUGAGCGAGAGGAGCUGGCCAACAAGACGGCCACGCUGGAAGGCCUCCUGAAGAAUAAGGACUCUGACCUGGAAGAAGCGUGGCAAUAUCGGAAACGUGCAGAGGAAACGGAGGCCAUCAAUGCCAACCUUCACCGCGAGAAACAGAGGAUGGAGACAGAGUUGCAGGAUGAAAUUGAUCUCGUGAAAAAGUCCUCUGAGAGACGGCAAGAUGAUCUGCAGUACCAGAUACAACAGCUAGAGGGACAACUACAACGGAAAGAGCAAGAGAAAGAGGAUGAGAAAGAGUACAGGCAGAAGGAGCUUCAGCGAGAAAAAGAAAGGGUCGAGGCUCAUUUCACCCAGCAGAUGGAACGGCUCAAACGUGUGUUCGAUGAGGAGCGCCAGGUCUUCGCGAACCAGAAAGGCGCCCUGGAGCGCCAGGUCGCUGAGAAAGAACGGGAGAAGGAGGCCGAGAAACAGUUCCGCAAUCGUGUCCAGGAACUGAAUGCACAAAACACAGGCCUGCAGAGGGACAACCAGAGGCUGGAGGUAACGCUCGCUGACCUGCGCUCGGAGCUGGAGGCUGCGCGGCGCGAGAAGGAGGAGAUGCUGGUGAUGGUGAAACAGGAGCAGGAGGAGGCCAUGGCCGCUAUCAACAACCUGGACAAGGCAAAACUCAACCUGCUGGAAGAGCAAAAGGAGACACUCAACAAGGAGCUUCAGGAGGUUAAAGACAAGCUGCUGAAGGCCAAUGCUGAGUUGAUGCUCGGAAAGUCGCAGCAGGACCGAGAGCUGAAGCACGUCCGCGAGCAACACGACAUGGAACUGGAGAAAGUUCGCGCCGAGUCCCAGGGCAAGGUCGCGCCCGAGGAGCUGAACAGCGCCAGGCUGCAAGUGAUUGAGAAGGAGCGACGGUGCCGUGAGCUGGAAGUCGCCCUGGAGCAGCGCUCGACGGAGACCAACAAGCUGCUGAUGACCGCUCAGCAGGGCCACGAGAAGACGGUGGCCAAACUGAAGCAGGACAAGGAAGAGCUGGACAACAAGCUGGCCAAGAUGCACACUGUGUUAAAUGAACAAACCAACAAACUCAAGGAACAGUUGUCGAAAACCUGUCGGUCAGACCUGUUGGUGAAGGACCUAUACGUGGAGAACGCUCAGCUCAUGAAGGCCCUGCAGGUCACGGAGCAGCGCCAGAAAGAGGCUGAGCGCAGCAGCCAUCUGCUCGCAGAGAAAAACCUCGCUCUGGUCAGGGUCCUUAGGAAGGUCUGCCCUGCAGUCAUAUAGCUGGUGCCUGUUAAAGAACCUUGCCCCUGUACAUGUAGGUGUUCUCAGGAAGCUCUAUGUUUGAGGCCUGUUCAUGGCUCUUUAUUGUACAGAAGUUUUUAUUACUAUGUAGAUGAUUUUACUUUCAUGCACAACUUAGUCUGCAAAGGAAAAUUAUAAUUCUGUAAAAUUGUGUAGACCAUAUUUUAUCUCAUUCUAACUUUUAGUUGUAAGCUAACAAGCACCAAAACGUCAACAAUAAACUAUAUUUUGAAAAUUAAUGUCUAAUGAUGAUUUUGACCACCUGAAGUCUUUACUUCUCUGAGUGCAGGGAUCCAAAGAGAUUCAGCCAGCCUUGUUUUAUAUCUUAUUCAUCCCUCAGUUCUUGCCUGAUGUAGAACAGAAGUGCAAUAGCCUUAGUAGUUACGCGUCACUUAAAGCCUGUGUUGUAUCCGCCAUAGUUACCCCUGGCUCUCUUUUUGCUAGCUACAUGGUAACUACAGAGGAUGGCACCCAGGCUACUGGAACUUGCCCCAUAUGUAUACCCCUUGGCAGUAGUAUAUUUGUACAGUUGUACUUCUUUGGUGCCUUACAGCAUUCUACACACGGAGAUUGUAAAUAUGUUUUUAAUGUAUUUCAUCUGUACAUAGGUAUGUCUAUACAUAAUAUACUAGUACUUGUGUAUCUGUCUUGUUACUGGAAGCAGUUGGCUUUCUCACAACUAAAUUUUGUAAACAUGGAAUGUACCAGAAAGUACAGCAGGUAUAUUUUACAGUCUGCAACAUUGCAGUACUUUCAUUCAUAAUUUUUUUUGGGGGGAUUUUCAUGCAAAUCAAAGAGAAGUCCAGUUUGUACAGGCAGGAGUUUUGUAUUAGUAGCAACUGUUGCUAACAGGUUUAGCAAUGUCCACCAGGGAAUUAAUGACACUUUAAGGAGAUUUUGUUUUGUAAAUAAAGUUUUUUAAAGGUUAUCCUGGGAACAGAGUUACAACAUUUUAGAUAUUUAUCUCUGGUGAGGUUAGCUGACAUCUAGACAUUCCAUACCUGUAUGUUUUGAUUUGUCUUGUUUGGGGAAUAAAUUUUAUUUUGG